Rhopilema esculentum is the source of this 3779-nucleotide messenger RNA. RefSeq names its product xylosyl- and glucuronyltransferase LARGE1. Gene Ontology annotation, biological process: protein O-linked glycosylation via mannose. Lineage: Eukaryota; Metazoa; Cnidaria; Scyphozoa; Rhizostomeae; Rhizostomatidae. Gene Ontology annotation, molecular function: glucuronosyltransferase activity; xylosyltransferase activity. The record is from RefSeq and is a predicted model, not a curated record. Gene Ontology annotation, cellular component: Golgi apparatus.
UUUUAUAUUUUUGGAUGGGGGCUUAUUCGGGGGGGCUUAUACGAGGGGGGCUUAUAGAAUCAUUGUAGACAUUAAGAAGACAUUUUUAAAAGAGCUCGUUUAUUUUAGUAGUAAUUAUUUUCUUUAUGAGCAUUUAAUUAAUUACUACCAAAAGUAUGGAUUUGUUGUGGUAACUCAAUAAAACACCUUUGGAAGCUAUGUAGCAACAUACAGACCCCUCCCUCCUAAGUCGAGACGAUUCUGAACACCAAAUAAGGCCCGUUGGUGCUGCCGCCAUCUUGUUGGACACCAAACAGCAACCGCAACAUUGCGUGACAGAAGAUUUGUGGAUGGCCUAGUCGAGGGGAUUUCCUGUGAAGAUGUUGGGAACGAUUUUACAACUGUUGAAAGCGCAAACGUUCGAGAAGACAAUUGUAGACAAAUGCAUUCAAGGUGGUUCUCCACAUCAUAUGGUAGCAAAAAACAGAAGAUUAUAGUCGCGCGCUGUCUGGUUGUUGUCAAGUUCUUGGUAUCAUUGAAAAUAAGAUAAUACAAAAGCAAGUUUCCGCGUCUUGAACUAAGUUAUCGUUACAAGGUUUCAAGUCAACGUAAACUAAAGCACUGACAGCAAAGGAGUCGUUGAAAUCAAGCUCUUACGAGUGAAUAUGCCAUGGUCUCGAAAAUGUCCUACUCCAAGGCUUAAUCGCCUGAUGUACAUACUUCUGGCCUGUUCUCUAUGUUGCUCACUUUUGUUCAUUUUUCUCAGCUACAAGCUUGAACCGACGACUAUUAAUGAUGGAGCGAAUGCACAGAGACAAAUCUCGUUUUCAGGCAUUCAGGUGCCUUUUAGAAUUAAAAAUCGUGGAUUCAAAAGUGAGAGAAGCUUGUCUAAAAAGCUUGCCGCGGAAAUUAAUUCUCUGAAAGAAGAAUUAUCAUACUAUCAGAAGGUUGUUUACGAUUUGGGACAAAAGAAGUCAGAGAAAUCUUCUCAAAAAAAUAAUUGUCAUCAGGGCUUUGAAGUGCCAAAAUGCCAGGUUCUUCAUGUUGCUAUUGUCUGCGCUGGUUUCAAGGAUAGUAGGAGAGUUGUAACUCUUAUAAAAUCGAUGCUUUUUUAUCGGCACCAACCAUUACAUUUUCACUUUAUUUCUGACUUCUCAGCACGGCUGGUUUUGGAGACUCUUUUUGAAUCAUGGAAACUUCAACAAGUGUUGGUGAGUUUCUAUGAUACAGAAAAAUUAAGGCAACACAUUGAGUGGAUACCCAACAGGCACUACUCUGGCAUUUAUGGAUUAAUGAAGCUGACAUUAACCGAUACACUUCCAGAAACCUUAGAUCAGGUUGUGGUUUUAGAUACUGAUGUUUUCUUUUUGGCUGACAUUGCAGAAUUGUGGAGCCAGUUUCACAAUUUUUCAAAACAUAAGGCAGUGGGACUUGUUGAAAACCAGAGCAAAUGGUAUUCAGGAAAUCUUUUCAGAAACCUAAAGCCUUGGCCAGCCCUGGGCAAAGGCUUCAACACUGGUGUUAUACUGUUGGAUCUCAGGAAACUUCGUAAAUUGAAAUGGUCGCAUCUUUGGCGAGUGACAGCAGAAAGGGAGCUGAUGAAUCUUCAUCACACUCAUCUUGCUGACCAGGAUAUUAUCAAUGCUGUUGUGAAAGACAACCCCUACCUGGUCUAUAAAAUUCCUUGUUUCUGGAAUAUUCAGUUAAGCGACAACACCCAAAGCGAGGAAUGCUAUGGAGACGUUUCAGCUCUAAAGCUGGUUCAUUGGAAUUCCCCCAAAAAAUCAUCGGUACAGCAGAAGCAUGUAGAAUUUUUCAGAAAUAUGUACUUGACAUUUCUGCAAUAUGAUGGAAACUUGUUACGGAGAGAGUUGUUCUACUGCGAUAUUGGUGACCAAAAGCAAGAUGAAAAAGAAACGAAAAACAUUGCUGAUGACGAUCCCUGCCAUGACUAUUACCUGGAACAACAACUUGUUCGUCGUGUUCAUCUUUAUUUCUUGGAUUUCAACUUUCAACCGGUCAAAAAUGACGUAACUCUCGUUGCACACUCAUCGAUGGAUCGUCUCCAGCUUGUGGAAGCACUGCUAAAGUUUUGGGAAGGGCCAGUUAGUCUAUCUUUGUAUGCGUCCGAUGCAGAGGCGCAACAAUUUUUGAGAUUUGCUUUGAAGUCACAUGUUUUUGAGAAACGGUCAAAUGUUGGUGUUCAUCUGGUCUACAAAGACGGGGACUUCUAUCCUGUCAAUUACUUGAGAAAUGUUGCAGUGCAAGAGGCAAAAACAAGCUUCAUAUUUUUGCUUGAUAUUGACUUUUUGCCAAUGCCUGGACUCUAUGAGAAACUCAAGAGGAUGGCAUCAUCUUCUGACAUGAGUAGGAAGGCCAUCGUGGUACCGGCGUUUGAAACAUUUCAAUACAAGCUCGAUUUUCCAAGUUCAAAAGAAAAGUUGCUGGAAUUGCUUGACUCUGGAAUACUAACGACCUUUAGACAUUCUGUUUGGCCUCAAGGCCAUGCUGCAACUGAUUUCAAACGUUGGAGAUCUGAAAAUAAUAACUACAAGAUCAAAUGGCAAAGGGAUUUUGAACCUUAUGUAAUGAUAAAGAAGAAUGCCGCUCCACUUUACGACACGCGGUUUGUUGGCUUUGGGUGGAAUAAAGUUUCUCAUAUAAUGAAUCUAUACGCCUUGAAGUACGAAUUCGUUGUUGCUGCUGAUGUUUUUAUUAUUCACAUGCCACAUGCCCCAUCCUUUGACCUUACAAGCUAUCGUCUCAACAGCAACUAUCGAAAGUGCCUUGCGAAGCUAAAGCUAGAAUUCACAAGGGAGCUUGAGGUCAAAUAUUUAGUGAAGUUUUAAAUGUAGUUGAUAAUGAAAGAGAAAUAAGAAAUAUUAGCCAUGUGACCUAGAGGAUAAAGAAAUAUUUUUUGGCAGAUUAUGUGUACAUAUUUGAUUAUGGCAGGACCUUUGUAUAUUUAAUUUGUGUUUCAAGGAGUGCCGGUGCUAUUUUGUUUAGUUGAUAUGAAAAUUGAAGAAAUUAUUACUUUACAAAAAAACUGUUUUUAACCUGUAAAUGGGAUCUGGAAGUCAUGUUAAGUGUGCAAAAUCGCCUUAAAAGGCUGCAAAAUCAAUGUUUACAUAUUACGCUAUAGCCUGUAGAUCGCCAUUUUACGCUGUAGAUCUGUUUCCGUUUGUAAUCAUCUGUUAUCGAUGAUAAGGUAGCGUAUGUGCGUUUUGGUUUCAUCUGUUUUCACUUUACUCCGUUUUCAAAGGGGUUUUUUAAAUGCAUCCAGUGGAGAGUAUUUCAUAGCGGAGCUCCGUGGACGCAAACCAACACAGGUGCAUUUCCAUUCCCUAUAAAAACGUAGAAGUGUGAAUGGGGUCCAAGUUAGUGGUCAUUCCAGCUUUAAGGAUGCUCUGAUAAAUGCUUUACUCGGAAAACACAGUCUUAGGAAACCUGUCUCAAGAAACCUGUCGCCUUCACAGUUUCAUUGUGCAGUAUCCAAAGAAUGUCCCCACUAAUUAAGAUUUCACAUGCAAAGUCAGCUACAAGUUGUAUUCUUCCUGAAAUUCCAAUUCGUAGCUGAUUAAGCCUGAGACAUAAACUUCCUGUAGCCAGCUUUCCUUUUGCCUUUGUUGUUAUGGCGUUCCUGCGCCUGAAGCUGGAGAAUUGGUUUGUUUAAUAAUGCUAAUUAUAACAAUAAUAAUAAUAAUAAUGCAGUUUGUGUUGUUGAGUAUAUCAGUUGGAUAUAACUUGUUGCUUAUGUUAAGCUAGUUAAUCGUGAACUGUGUCAUAGAUCAAUGCAGACA